Molecule: messenger RNA, 252 nt
Organism: Penicillium robsamsonii
Lineage: Eukaryota; Fungi; Ascomycota; Eurotiomycetes; Eurotiales; Aspergillaceae
Exons: 2
Coding region: 1-252 (83 amino acids)
Source: RefSeq, a predicted model, not a curated record
AUGCCAAGCAAACGGGUAGCAUCCAGACUCUGUCCAGGGGUCCACUACCAAGAGGUAGGCAGUUAUCUCAAAGCCGUAUCCCGUACCUGCCCCUUUUCCCGUGACUAUCACGCUAACGAUAUUGGGAAAUGGGAUGAAUCGCCCCCCCCUCCUUUUUGUCUCUCCUUGAGUUCUUCUUCCCCAGUCUUCGCAACAGUCCUUUCUCGAAGUUUUCCCACACCAGAGAGAUUCGUUCUCUCCACAUUCUUUUGA